This is a messenger RNA of Ahaetulla prasina, 1264 nucleotides long. Its product is annotated as ras-related protein Rab-18-B-like. The transcript has 9 exons. NCBI's taxonomy places the organism in Eukaryota, Metazoa, Chordata, Lepidosauria, Squamata, Colubridae. The coding region runs from base 172 to 858 and encodes 228 amino acids. Gene Ontology annotation, molecular function: GTP binding; GTPase activity. The record is from RefSeq and is a predicted model, not a curated record.
UGUUAGUAGCACUACUACUAGGCCGGCUACCACGGAGAGGCGUACCUUUUCGCCUACUCUUUCCAGCAUUGAGCCAGCUGGCUCUUUUCUCGCCCGCCCUCCAGCCUAGUGCUUGGGAUCGAUUUCGGAGAGAAAUUCUAGUUCCCGGUGUGUAAAGCUUUCUUGGCUUGAAUGUUGAGAUGGCACUCUUGUUUUCAUUCUGCUAAAUUCCCUGUGCAUCUGGUAAUAAAGCUCACCAUGGCACGAAAGGACACUGCACCUCUGCCGACUCUGAAGCUAUUGUUGAUUGGAGACAGCGCAGUGGGGAAAUCCAGCCUUUUGCUGAGAUUUGCUGAAGACACAUUUGAGCCAUACCUCAGUCCAACUAUUGGUGUUGAUUUUAAAGUGAAGAAGAUGGUGGUUAGGAAUUUCCCCCUUCAGCUAGCAAUAUGGGACACAGCAGGGCAGGAAAGAUUUCGAACAUUGACUCCAAGCUAUUAUCGAGGUGCUCAAGGUAUAAUUUUAGUUUAUGAUGUUACCAGAAGAGAGACAUUUCUGGGCCUGGAAAGUUGGCUACAGGAGCUAGAGAUCUAUACCAAGAAAAAUGUUGUGAAGAUGCUUGUGGGCAACAAAAUUGAUGAGACCAAUCGUGAAGUAGAAAAAAGAGAAGGAUUGCUAUUUGCACAGAAACACUCCAUGCUCUUUAUAGAAGCCAGUGCUAAAAUGAAGGCUGGAGUGCAAAGUGCCUUUGAGGAAGUCGUCAUGAGGAUCCUGCAAACUCCAGAGCUUUGGAACAUCAGAAGAGAGGGAGUGAAGUUGGCAGAAAGCAGAUCCUUCAGAGAAGCAGAUGCCUGCAAUUCCUACUGUUCUGUUGCUUAACACCUUAUGUGUUCAAAUAAAAAAGACCCAGGCCAAAGAUUCUAAGAAAUGGGCUCUCAUCCCUGGUAUCACAUUAAUCCUUCUCAUAUUCGGUCAGGAAAACAACAUCUUGGGUGGACAACCUAGAGUGGGCAAGAGCAACAACAAGCUGGAUGAUUAUAAAAAUAAAGAACUAGGAUUUUUCAUUGCCCUCCUCCUUUAGCCCCAGUCAUUGGGAGUUUUCAGAUUAUACCCAUUUAUAAGAAUAUUAUUAGAGAUAACUACAAUUUUCACAUGAUUCUCAAUUAAAAAGGGCAGGAAACUGCAGCAUGAAGUUGCAAGUCAGGAAACCAUUUAACAGCCAAAGAACAGUCAAGGAAAUUCUGAAAGCUACCAAAUGAGAUUUGCAACCCACAUGUGCCCCUGG